GAAAAAGUUGCUGUGACCGAAUCUUCGACCGAAGUGACCGAGUGCCUCCAAGCUUACCAUGGCCGGAUUUCUGCUCCUCUCCAUCCUGGCGGUUUUGUCUACCGUCCACGCGGCACCCACCUGUACGUGUGAAGAGAAGGCUUCUUCCACUCAGCAGUACACUGUCCAAAUCAACGAAGAAGGAACCAUCUUCAACCAAGUGACUGAUGUAGACCGGGAUAAUCAGAUCGUUCUGUUCCACGUGCCUCAGCACAACAUCGUGUCUGACAAUCAAGUCAUGUUGGACUACAACACGGGACUGAUGAUGACCCUUUACACCGAGCUGAACGCCUGUUUCCUGUCAACCAUGCCUGACAACAUCCCGGCAAUUGACAAGCUGGUAGAAGGGCUGAGUGCCAUGGCAAACCCACAGACAAGAAGCACCAUCCUUAAGAAGAGGAAGGAAGAGACCUACCAACGUGCCGCCCCACAGCCUCUAAAUGCCCGGACCAUGUUGGGGGACCAGAUGGCCCAGAUGUGUGCAAAGUAUCCUGUCUACAACACCGUGGUGGUUCCCGAGGCGACCAUCGAACAGGAUUCAGGAAACAAAACCACUCGUAGGUGGCUUGACGACCAAGUAACCCUGACUUGUCCACCGUUCGACUUCAUGUACCGAUGUGAGCUGAGGAACUCAUGCAUCUACGUCUACUACUGCGAGGGGACCCACCUCCCAGGGUUAGCACCAACCGCCGCGCAGUGUGAUGUGUACCAUGACUUCACCGCCAACGCCUGGCAGUGCGUGCCUUAUUGCCCUGACGAGUAGGAUUAAAAACAUGUUUGCCACAAUUUUUCUUAAUGUAUGUGUUUCAAAUAUCAAAUAGAUGAGCUGGGUUUUCAAACCCGAUUUGUUUGACGCUUUAUACUGAAUGACCAAAACGAUAACGUCAGAUAAUGUUAACGGUGAUUUCUCGUUUAAGGGGAGAAGUAAAAGCAGAUACUCAAUGUUCGACAGUUUUUGUCUCCUUUAGUCUAUAUUUUAAGUCUAACGUUGUGCAAGGUCAUAAUUUCUUACUGACAAUUUAUUCAAAAUAAAGUUUGUUUUGCAGUGGCA
Molecule: messenger RNA, 1090 nt
Organism: Branchiostoma floridae (Florida lancelet)
Lineage: Eukaryota; Metazoa; Chordata; Leptocardii; Amphioxiformes; Branchiostomatidae
Exons: 6
Coding region: 59-802 (247 amino acids)
Source: RefSeq, a predicted model, not a curated record